Entelurus aequoreus (snake pipefish) is the source of this 4289-nucleotide messenger RNA. RefSeq names its product myosin-9-like. The coding region runs from base 129 to 2663 and encodes 844 amino acids. The transcript has 23 exons. NCBI's taxonomy places the organism in Eukaryota, Metazoa, Chordata, Actinopteri, Syngnathiformes, Syngnathidae. The record is from RefSeq and is a predicted model, not a curated record. Gene Ontology annotation, biological process: spermatogenesis.
UAUAUGCCUUUGGUACCCCAGUACAAAACACUGAUGACCCAGAAGAUCCAGAAACCUGCAAACAAACAUUGAGGGCGGAUACUUUGCAAAAUGAAAAGGCUGCAAGCCAUGCACUUGGAGGCAGCGUGAUGCUGGAACACUUGAAGAGUGAGAUCUCUUGUUUGCAAAGCAUCCAGAUAGACAACAUGAAGGAGAUUGCAGAGAAAGACCUCAGCAUCACCAAACUGCAAGCCAGCGUUUUGCUGUUGCAACAAGAGGGCGUCGACACCCGUGCUCAGCUAAAGCAGCGAGAAGUGACCGUAAAGCACCUGGACCAGGACUUGGUUGCUCUGCGAGACACGCUGGAGUCUCUGAGGAGAACCUUGGCGCAGAAGGAGAAACGCACACAGCAGCUGCUCGAAGACAACGCCCACCUUAAAGACGUCCUGACCAAUCAGCAGAGCCAAUUGCAGACAGUGAGCGACGUUAGCGCGGCCCUGGAUCGCGCCAACGUCAGUCUGCAUGCGGAGAGGAAGCAGAUCCAGGAUCAGUCUGAUCACGCGAGCAAAGAGGCGGAGCGUCUGCAGCAGGAACUCACCUGUGUGCGCUGCAAUGCUGAGAAGAAGAUUCAAAAAAGGGAGAUAAGGAUUUGUGCACUUGUUACGGAGCUUACUGAGAAGAAGAAGAGGCUCGCUGACUACAAGGAAAAGAAGCAACGUGAGGAGCAGGAUGAUCUCAGAGCCAAAAUGGAGGACAUGAGCCGACAGUGUGUUCACCUCAAUCACACCAGAGACAAACUCGAGGCCGACUCUGUUCUGAGCCGUGAAAAACUGCAAACAUGUCACUUGGAGGUGCAAAGCAGAGAUCAGCUAAUUCUUCAGCUGAGAUCGGAAAUGAGGACCACAGCAAAGAAGCAUCGGGAGGAGCAGCAGCAGUUGGCAGCCUCAGAGGAGAAGUCACAAGAGCAGCAAAUAGAGCUGGAGCUCCUCCGCCAGCAGGUGGAAGGAGCCAGGGAGGAAUUAAGAGAAGCCCGUUUGCGGGCAGAGGAGCCAAAAGAAACGGCUGCCAUUUUUAAAUGCAAGUACACCGCCGCAAUGGAGAAGGUACACAAGGUUCAAGGGCAGGUGGAACAUCUGAAGGAGGAGCUGCAGUAUUCCCAGCAACAGCUGAAGGAGUCCCAACUUGCAACUCAUUCAGUGGAAGAAGAGAUUUCGGAGCUAAAGCGGCGCCACCAAGAAAAGGUCGGCCAAUGGGAGAGCUCACAGGAGGCGCUGGACCAGUUGACGGACGAGCUCCAGGUCAGUCACAACCUGCUGACGGAGAGCCAGCAGAAGGCCGAGCACUUCAGGAGCCUCGCGUGUGGCCUGCAGGAGCAAGUGGACGUGGUCAAGCAGCAGAAAGUCGUGUUGGAGUGUGACCUGCGACUUUAUCAGCGGAGUCACUCCCACGCUGACGAGGACUACCGCAGCUUGCAAAGUAGCGCUCAGAAGCUGCAGAAGCGCUGCAGUGAGCAGGUGGAGCGCCUCGUGGAGUGUGAAAAGGUUAUUCUACAGAUGAAAUCAGAGCUGGAGAGACAAAACCAGGAACAGGCGAGUUUGAAGCAAAGUCUCGUCGCAUCGUGCCGCGCGCACCUUAACAGGCGCGGACAGCUGGAACAGGAAGUGGAGCUUCGGAAAGAGGAAGUCGCACGCUUACAGCUUGAGCUUGCUGACAGCCAAGAGGUGCACAUCACUCUCCUCCGGCAGUCAGCGGAGGAGCUCCAGGAAGCCAGGCAGGAAAGGGCGGACAGGAGCAGGGAGGCGGAAGCUCACAGGGAGGAAGUACAGCGAAUGGAGGAGGAAUCCCAAGAACGGGAGGAAAAGCUGAAGAGCACUCAGAGAGAGAAGCAGAGUCUGAGCAGUCGUGUCAAGAAGCUGAGUCAAGAUCUUGAGGAGCUGCAUUGCAAACAUCAGAGCACAGUGGAGGAGCUGGCAGCCCGCUCAGAGGAGGCAAAGUGCAUGACGGCGUGUCUGAGUGAGGGGAAGCAAGCACAGAACAAACUAAGCAACAUUGCUCUGCAGCUGGAGGUGCAGAUUGCAGAACUCAAGAGGAACCUUGACCUGGCUAAAAAGGACAAAAAGGAUGCUGAAGCUAAGGUGGACACAUUGCAGUCCAAGCUGGCGGCGUCCUGUUCCGACAAUGCCAGCAUUCGACACGAGAGCCAGUUAAUGGUCUCAAAUCUCAAACAAUGGAUCACCGAGCAAAAAGUUUCCCAUGAGAACCUUGCAGAGCAGAUGAAGACCCAAAGCAAAGCGCUGCUUAAUGCCACUGAAAAUAAAAGGCACCUUCAGGAGGCUAAUGACACGUUGAAGGCGGAGGUGAAGCAACUGAAAGAGGUGGCAGAGGGGCGGGAGAGAGAGAUGGGACGCAUCAAGGAACAACUGAAGGACCUGUGUGCACUGCAGGAUGGUACAACACUGGAAAAAGAGACUCGUGUGGCCUUGAAUUUGGGCAUACUGGCCGACAUGCAGACCAAGUUGCAGCACAACAUGGACGCCGUCGGACUGCUGAAUCAACAAUUAACUGCCCUCAGUGAGGAGAACAAGCGUUUGCGUCGGCAGCUAGCAGAGGAGAAUUCCAAAGGCCGACAACCUCCAUCGGCCACACCAUUCCCCGAUGCACACUGGCUGCAUCUAAGACCCUAAGAGAUCAAUUUGGAUCUGCAGACUCACAGGGCUGUGAUCUGAGAUGACUCUACUGUGGUACUCAGGAUUACUGACAUUGGACAGGGCAGAGGCUUCCACUAAAAAGUAAUCGAUUCUCGUGUAAGAAUUGUGUACAGUGGAGUAAAAUGAAUACUCCCUUUUAUUAGGAUGUUUUGUUCUCCACAUGUCUAUGAUAUUUCUUGAUCUCAUAAGAUUAUUAAUGGUUUUAGUUGAAUCAGCAAUUACAUGAGAUUUAGUUGACAAUCUAUCUAAAGUGGGAUCCAAAAGGCAGUUAAAAUCACCACCAAUGUAGAUGUGAGAGGAGCUAUCAUCAGGAAGUAGACCAAAGACUCUAUAAUAAAAGUUUGAGUCAUCAGUAUUUGGUCCAUAGAUAUUCAAAAAAGUUACUGGGUAGGAUGUAAUAUGACCAUUUAAUACAAUAAAUCUUCUGUUAGGGUCAAUUAUUUUUGAUGUAAGUAUGAAAGGCACAUUUUUAUGAAAUAAAAUGGCUACACCUCUAGCUUGUGAAGUAGAGGUUGCAUGAUAAACCUGAGAUAUCGAGCUAGCUUUAAGUUUGUGUUGAUUGUCUUUACAGGGAUGUGUUUCUUGUAAGAAUAAAACAUCUGCUUUUAAUGCAUUUCAGUGUGAAAAAACCUUCCCUGCUUUAAUAUUUUUGGCUAAUCCCCUGACGUUCAAUGAAACUAGUGUGAUUUUUUUCUUACAAGUUGACAUUAAAGUUUUUAGGGUAUUUUAUCUUUACAUGAAAAAAAACCUUAGUAAUUGGUAAGUUGAAAUAUGAUUGUGCACCUCUCUCGUCCACAUUCAUGUUCAGAUUUAGACAUACACGACACUCACACCCCAUUGUUCCCCCUUCCCUCUGUCCCCAUUGUGUGUAGUUCAAUGUUUUGGAGUGAAAUCUCCAUUGUGAUGAUGUCCAUAAGACGUCGUGUUGGUCGAUUCCCCAGUCCAAAAGUGCCCCUUUGGUAAGCUAUGAAGCCGCACCGCUUGAUGGAUUGUACUGUGCUUCAACAUACGAGUAUUAUUAUGGUGUGUGUAUAAGGUAAGACAUAUUAUCUGGCGUUUUGUUUCGCAAUAUUAUACAAAAACAACUUUUCUUACCUUCUGGUACCUGCUGAUCUGUAUUUGGGAUCUGCAUAAGUUCUGAAAAAUUGUGUGCGUCCGCCUUUGUAGUCUGUGCCGAUACCGUAUCUUCUUGUUAUGAAUAGAAUAGAAUAGAAUAGAAAGUACAUUAUUGAUCCCUGGGGGAAAUUCAGCACCACAGUUUGCUUACAAUAGACAAUACACAUUUAGAUAUUUUUACAUGUGAAUAAUAUAAAUACAGUCUAUUAUACAGCAUUAUUCACAUGUGAAUAAUAUGUGGGACAUUUGGGACAUUCAUCCUCCGCUGUUGCCUUUUAUAAUAUAGUGUAAAGUUUUUACUUAUAUGUCAGUAACCUCGCCAUGAAAGCGCUAAAACAUACGUAGUGCGUUUACAUUAUUCACCCAAGGAACUUUAGUUAUUAUUGAUUUCCGGUCGGACAGUUUUUCACGGUACACAUUUCCUGUGUUGUUGUUUCCUGAUGAGGAGAUGCUGCUUCGUUAUUGAUUUAAAUAAAGUCUGAAUGU